CAAGUGGAAUAAACAGAAAAUGAGGAUCGUAUUUUAUUUACUGCUGAUGCUAACAGUGGGACGAUGCACAAAAAAAAAAAACUUUGAGACAAAGACUGUUGGUGUUGGAGUUUCUGUGGAGCUGACUUGUCCCCGCAAGUCUUCGGGAAGCUUGUUUUGGAUCAAGAUUGAUUCUAGAGACUUUCCUGAAGUCUUAAGAAAGACAUUUAGCCUUAAGAGUAAUGAUCGCAUCACAGCUAGAGAAGAGCGUGAACUAUUUGUUCUACAUAUUAAAGAAGCAAAGCUAAGUGAUGCUGCGGUCUACUACUGUAUUCAAAUAAGCCAACAGAACUUCGAAUUCCUCACACAAACUGACCUAAGAGUUAAAGAACCUGAAAGCACUGCAGUUUCUCCAACUGAUCCAGUCCGUCCUGGAGACUCUGUGACUCUGCAGUGUUCAAUACUCUCCAACUCCGGGAACAAAACACGACCAGAGGAACAACAUCUGUGCUGUUUCAAGGCUUUUAAUCAAAGUUUGAAUAAUACUCGAGGAAACGUUGUUGAAGUACAUGAAAAGGAAUCAGGUGGACCCUCAAAGAAGAAAUGUGUCUACAGCUUAUACAAGACAUGUGACUGCGAUGUGGCCACAUGUGAGGACAUCAUUUCUGGAAAUAGAUCAGAACUCAACACUACAGACUUCAUGUUGAAUCAGCAGCAGAAGAACAAUACCAUCAUCUCUCUGUUAGGUGCUGCUUUGGCUAUAUGUGUGAUUGUUAAUGCCUUUCUCAUUUAUGCAAUCAAGAAACUGAAGGGGAAAUCCUGUGGUGUUUGCAACACUGCUGUUACUCUGCAUACAAAUGAAACAACAGCGGGUCAAAAUCAGCGAGGUCAGCAGACAGAUGAUGACUCGUUGAUUUAUUCUGCACCAACCUUCAUCAGAAGGAAAUCUAGCAAAGGGACUGGGGGUGCAAAAGCAAUGAAAGAAGAGUGUAUCUACACUGAUGCCCGGGCUCUUAGGUUGGCUUGAUGGUGUAAUACUGGAUUUGCUAAUCUUUGCAGAUGCAAUAUUUAUUUUCAUUCUGUUCAAGAAAGGUACUAGCCCCUAAUGUCAUUAAUCCAAUUAAUAUAUUGGAUUGUACUGUAUGUAUAUGUUUUGCACACAUGAGUAAUCUUCAUGACACAAAAGUAAUAUAAAAGCUACUGUAAGCUUGUGUAGAUAGACAUACUGUACACUGUAGGGAUACAUAUUUGUUUCAUUGUGAGUUAUCAAAGUUGUGAACAACAACUUGCAUCAUACAGUUUCAAGUCAUACAUUUACAUUUUCCAAAUCUGUGUACUGUCUGUGUCAAUGCUAUGUAAAGAUAAUUGUGUGUUGCUUUUUUCCUAAUAAAUAAUUGAAUUUUCACAAGAGAUACCAAACUGAUAAGCAAUUGAACCUGCUGCUCUGCUCACACAUACAGAUACAGCUCAGAUUUAUGAACAUACUGCACAUGUUUAACCACCCCCCACCCCCCCUUAGUUAUUACCUAAACAAGCUCGGCAUUAUACUUUUGCUCACAUAGGUCAACCAAACUCAGGUCAAAGUUCAUUAAAUGUGUACAUAUCUUUUUAACAUCAUAUAGCCUACAUCCAUUGAACACACAAAAUACCCAAUAAUCCAGAAGGCUUGCAUAAAAACUGUUUUUCCAUAGUGAUGUCAAUAUGGGUUAAGACUAAAAAGUAAAUUAUAUAUAUUUAUAUACCUAUUUACUGCUUUACAAAUUGUAUGCAGUAAUUCUUUUUCAGAUACGCUGGUUCCAGUGACCACAGUUGAACUUGGUAAUCUGCGACCGUCACCUGUGCUACGCUUAAUUUUGAGAGUCAGCGUAAACAGCUCCACUACAAGCAGAGUGCAGAAGAGCCAAUACUUCAUAACAGAAUAAUGACCCAAUCAAGUGAUGUAUCUCAAUUUGCGUACUUCUGUAGUUGAAUUUUCAGUUUGAGUGCAUAACAGCGUCCCAAAGUGUAUGUGCUAUGCGUACCUGAAUCUUGCACUCAUAACACUGUUGAACUGUGGACACAUCUCUCACUGGAACACUAUGCCAAAAAAAUUGAAACUGAGCAUUUUGAUUCCCUUGCAUCAUUUUAAAACACGGCUGGAUGAAAUGUUAUUAGA
Molecule: messenger RNA, 2134 nt
Organism: Trematomus bernacchii (emerald rockcod)
Lineage: Eukaryota; Metazoa; Chordata; Actinopteri; Perciformes; Nototheniidae
Exons: 6
Coding region: 20-1006 (328 amino acids)
Biological process (GO): response to bacterium
Source: RefSeq, a predicted model, not a curated record